AUGGCAUGUGCAGGGUCAGCUGGGCCUCACCUCCCUGUGGGCACCAGAUACACCUAUCGCUUUUCCACCAACACCAGCACCAGCCUGCAGGGGACCUCAAUGGAGGGGAGAGGCUUUGGCCUCCAAGGCUUGGCCAUCCUUGAUGUGCUUGGCCCAUGCCAGAUGGCAUUACGGCCCGGCCUGGCCUCUCACCUGACCUGCCUCCAGAGCUUCCAGGCGGGCGUGCUGAGGGAGGCCUCCUGCACAGAGCUGGACACUGUGGGGCCACUCGCUGAGAAGGCUAGUGCUGUGCACAUGAGGACCCUUUCCUCGCUCACCCUGCUGCAUGAGAAGCCUCAGGACCCAGCCGGCACAGAUCCAGAUGACGGAGAUGAAGAAGAGGUGACCCCGAGCAGCCUGCUGUAUGAGUGGGAGGACGCCCCAUCCCAGGCUACAGUGGCCACAGCAGCUGCAUUAGUGAGGAGGCUGUGCCUGGCUCAGACCACGAGCUUUGAGGCCACAGAAUUGUUCCUGACACUGGUGUCCGAGCUCCGGGGCCUUUCUGCACCUGAUCUGCUGGAACUCUGGCGACAUUCUUCCUUUAAGUGCCGAGACAACUGGCAGCCGCUGGUGGACGCCCUGCCCUCCUGCGGCACCGAGCCCUGCGUGGGCCUCAAGACGGAGCUCAUCGUGUCGGGGGAGCUGGAGGCAGACGAGGCGGAGGUGUGGUUCUGGUCACUGGCCUUCAUCCCGAAGCCCACGGAUGCCAUGGUCCACGCGCUGCUGAUGAGGAACCUGAGGCCCCCAAAGUCGGGGCGGCUUGCCCAAAAUGAUGCAGCCGCUCUGCCCUUCCUGGACCUCAGGCCUCUGCUGCAGACCCCGAGGGCCAGCCCCAGUGCCUUCCUUGGCACCUCUGCCCUGGUGCACAACCUCUGUGCUUCUCUGGACGGGUCCUGCGACCAGCUGCCAGGUGUCAGCUCCUUUGUGAGGAUCCUGGGAGAGGCGUUGGGUACAAACUGUACCUCCCAGGAGUCUGCGGAUGCCGGCCAGCUCCAGCUUGUGCUGAAGGCCAUUGGCAAUGCCGGCCUGGCAGCCACUGCUCUCACCCCCAUGCUGAAAGCUUGUGCGUUGCUGGGGAGCAGCGCCCCUGAGAUCCGGCUGGGGGCCAUCCAGGCCUUCCGCAGGGUCCCCUGCUCUGCAGAUCGAUCUGUGCUCUCCCGUCUGUACCAAACCCCUGAAGAGGAUGCUGAGAUCCGCAUCAAUGCCUACCUGGCCUUGAUGAGGUGCCCUGGUGAGGAGGUGUUUGCCCAAGUGCGGCGCAUGCAGGCAAGCGAGCAGUCCACCCAGGUGGGCUCCUUCGUGUGGAGUCACUUCCUGCAGCUGCUGGAGACGGACGAUCCCCUGAAGUGGGCCCUUCGGGACGCCCUCCCCGAGGACAUCCUCAGCCAUGAGUUCCACCCAGAGAUCUGGAAACACUCAUCCUAUUCUGAUGUGACCUUCCGCUCAGCAUCGGGCAGCGUGGGAGCCAACCUGGAGAGGACCCUUCUCUUCUCUCCCGCCUCCUUCCUUCCUCGUUCUGCCACAGUCAACCUGACCGUCCAUGCCGCAGGCCGUGCCUUCAACCUCCUGGACUUGGGGCUCCGGCUGGAAAAUGCUGAGGAAAUUGCUCGCAGACUGUUUGGCCAGAAGUCAUUCUGGGGACGGGAAGAGGAGACACACCCCCUGGGGCCAGAACCAGGGCCUGCAUCACAGCCAGCCAGCCCUGAGUGUCCAGGAGAAAGAUCCAGAAAGAUGAGAGACCUACAGCAGAAGGUGGUGCAGAGUCGCGGCACGCGGCGGGCGCUGCGAUGCGAGUUGAGCGUGAAGGUGUUUGGGCACGAGCUGAGCUUCGUGAACUGCGGGGCGAUGGGGAGCCACAUGAAGCGCCAGUCCCUGAACCUGGCCGAGCUCACCAUCCAGCUCCUGAAGGGGCAGGAGGUGCAGGUGAACCGGAGGCUGGGCCUGGCUACAGAGGAGCUUGUCUUUCCCACCGUGUCCGGCCUCCCAGCCCGGCUGACCCUAAACGCCUCGGUCGCCAUCAGCAUCCGGGUCCGAGGAACUGCCGACUUCCAGCAGCGCUCAGAUUUCUCUGUGAACGGUUAUGUCAAGCCCAGUGCCCUGCUCCAGAUUUCGGCUCAGAUGGGCACAGCAGGCGCCCUGGGGCAGGCCGGGCUAAGGUGGGUGACUGGCAUCCGUGGCAGUGCCAGCCUGGACGGUGGGAUCCAGGCGAGAAAGGGCCGGGACCUCAAGGUGCAUCUGAACACACCCGAGGAGGUUGUGGAGCUGCUAAACUUCAGCUCUAAGCUGUAUCUUAUCACUGGGGAUGAUGUGAGGAGCCUCAAUCACGUCCACAGCCCUUCCGAGGCCCAAUCCUGUACCAGCAAGGAAGGUAGGCAGCAGGGCCUGUUGUCCGACACCUGGGGCUGGCGGCUGUGCACUGAAGUGACCUGGCCGGCAGCUGGUCAGCCCUACCUGCUCUCAGUGCCUGUGUUUGCGGCUGUGACGCUGAAGAAGCAGGACCCGGGGCUCCGACAGUAUCUGCUAGAAGCUGCCUGUACCCUCGACCCCCAGGUGGACCCUAUGCAGUGGCCCCUUAUUUCCCGGCAGGUUGUGGGUCUCCCUAGGUCAACACUGAAGCUCACCCACAGGGACAUGGGCUCCUCUCUGGGGCUCUUGAGCCGGGCUGGUGCUGCUAAGGACAGCUGGUUCCCAGAGGCAGCCAUGGCCCACCUGUUCAUGGGCACACCCGGGUCGGAAGUGCCAAGGGACAUCGGGGUGGACAUCAGCUACAGCGUGCCCCAGAGGAAGUUCCGGCUCAGGCUUCUCCAUCCCAAGAAGAAAGUCGAGCUGGACGGAAAGAUUGAGGCUCUCGGGAGGACCCAUUCGGGUCACUUAGAGCUGAUACUGGACGACAGGGAUGUCUACUACAUCAAGGGCCGGAGUGACCUGCGGCUAGCAGCAGGUGGCAAGGCACAGCAGUUCGAGGCCCAGCUGGAAGUGAAACUGGUGACAGCAGGCAGCCCUGUGGUCCUUGCCGGGAACCUCACGUGGCAGGCGGGCAGGAAGUUGGCGUUCUCGGCCUCACUGAGCUACCUGCUGAAUGACCAGGCCCAUGUGACAGUGCUGCUGGAGAAGAAGGCGGAGGACAGGCUGCGGGUGGUGGCCCUGGCCGGCGAGCUCUUGGUGCCAGGACUGGUGGGGCUGCAUGUCCUGGGCCUGCUGCAGCAGCGGGUUCGCCUCUGGACCAGCUCCCUAAGGAUCAAGUAUGGCCUCCUGGGUCAGGAGACAGAGCGGGCGCACGAGUGUAGCACCAGCCAGAAGCUGCAGACGGAGAACAGCUCAGAGGCUGCCUACAGGCUGGAGCUGGGCCACGAGUUCCACUGCACGCAGAUCCCAGCGCUGAGCCACAAGCUCCAGCUCCGGCACGAGGUGGGCUCAGGCCACCUGCACUCGCAGCUGGAGGUGAGCUACGGGAAGCACUGGGACCAGAGUAGCAACAGGAGGCGCCUCCGCGUCAGCCUGACCUUCAGGAACGACUCGGCGCCAGCCCUGAGCAAUUACUUCAUGGAGUUUGUGCUGCAGGUGCCUGAGAGGAAGGUGGAUUGCCGCACACAGCUGUACCAUUUGAGCCUCUGCCAGCCCCAUGUGGAGAGCAGCACACACCUGAAGGUGCAGCUCAAUGAGCGUCUGCCCUUCGUGGCUGGCUUGUGGUGGAAGGACACCUCCCGGGCCACCCUGUGGAAGUGGGAAGGAGGCUUGAAGUUGGAUAGCCCAUGGCUGAUGGUGUCCGCAGCUCAUAGGCUGUACUGGCCACACACAGCCAUGUUCCAGGCUGUCCUGGAGCUGACGCUGGGCAAGGCCUGGACCCUCAAGGACCUGGUGAUUAGCGUGGCCUGCAGGAGCCAGGGCCACGACAGGGAGGGCAAGAUCCAGGUCUACACCCCAGCUACCACCUAUCUCCGGGUUUCCCUGGUGACAGCUGUGGCACAGAGCCUCUUCCACAGCCAGGGGGACCUUGAGUCAGCCUGGGGUGUGGCCAUGCAGGGUGAGAUCCACGCUGAGAACAGCAGGGACCAGAAGAUCCUUCGCUGCUGGCUGAAAGUCCCCCAGCGGGAACUGAACCUAACAGCAGCCUACAGGCACGCAGAGCGGUUGGAGGGCAAACUGGAAGAGCUGAAGCGUGGCAGGACGUUGUACCAGAAACGGGGGACCCUUUUCUUUAGGCACCCCCUGCACCUGCCUGUCCUGCAGAGCCUCGUCCUGCAGGAGACCUUCACAGCUGAUAAGCAACACCAGCGUUACUCCCUGGAGACCAGGGUUGUCCUGAAUGGCCGAGAGGAGACUCUGCAGACCGUAGUCCUGGGCCGCCAGGCUGGACACCCCUAUGUCUGCGCAGGCCUAUCCCACCCAUACAAUGGUGCGGCCAUCCCCAGGAGUGUGGAGGGAUGCCUGGUUACUUGGAAUCGGCACACUGCUAAGAACAGGGAAGUCGAGACCACUUUGAAAGUCAACAAGAAGGUCGUGUUGCACUUAAAAGGUCUGCACCAUGACAGAUCUCAGCACAGGGAAAUCCGGCACAGCCUGGCUCUGGACAUGGCCCAUUCCUACCAGCUGAGGUUCCCCCAGGCCCUGAGCUUGGGUGGAGACGUCAUCUUUAGAAGGAGUCCCCAAGGAACAUUCAACUUCAGCGCAGACGCCCAAGCUGCUAUCAACCACAACAUCACAUACCAGGUCUCGGCCCAGCUGAACGGAUCUGACUCCCACUUCGUGCUUUUCUUCCAGCUCAGACAUCCCCGUGGACUGACACUUCCUCCAAACUUCCAGGUGCGGGUGGCUGCUGGGCGCUACAAAGAGCGCAGCCUCAACGGUGCACUGUCUGUGCACGUGUCGGGCCAGGAGCUGGUUCUACUGGAGGUCAACACCAGCCAGGACACCCAGGGAAGCAGCCGGGGCUGGGGCAUGAGUGUCGUCCUCCAUCAGGCAGUUCUCAGAGCCCCCAGGGCUGUUCAGCUACAGCUGUCGGGCAAGGUCACUCCAGCAAGGAUCUGGCUGUUUUCCAAGGCGCUGCUGGACCAGAAUACAGCACGGCUUCUCCUCAGGGCCUCGGAGGAACAUCGGGGAGGCUGGGUCCUGACCCUACAGGGCCAAGCCCAGAACACGGUGGCUGGCUGGGUAGUGGUGCCCCACCUCCUGACCCUCAAGGGCACGCUGAAGCAGAAGGAGACACUCCAAGAGGGUAUCAUCAAGGUCACUGCUGACUCAGCCGUGCUGAGCUUUCUCCUGCGGGACAAGCAUGAGAAGGCAGGGAACGGCACCAGCGUGCGCAGCGUGACCUGCGUUCUCACCCAGAACAGCAGCCAAGCCUUGCCGGGGGAGCUCCGACUGAAGGGCCGGCUGCAGACCCAGAUGGGGAGCCUCAGGGGCCAGGCCAGCAUCUGGGCUGACGCAGCCAUCUUGGCUCUGGGUGGGGCCUGCACCUGGGGCCCUGGGCACGGCCAGCUUGCGGGCAGCCUGAGACACAACAUUCGCCCAUUGAGCGAUACAGGACUCCCCUCGAAGGCAGGGAUGCUCCUAUCCCUGGCCCACGUGGCUUCCAAUUGCUCAGCGCACCUGGCGCUGCAGAGCAUGGGGGAUCAGCUGGACACCGCCCAGGACCUGCAGCGCCCAACCCCUGGCUCCUCCAGCCACCGGCUCCAUGCUAGUGUCGGCCACGCUGUGCCUGGCCUCAGGCGCUGGGACCUCCCCUUCUCCACAGAUGGCCACAGGCACUUUCAGGUGACAGGCAUCCCUCGGACCCGGCUCUCUGAGGGCAGCCUGAGCCAGGGCCCCUCUCAGUUGGGGACCGGACAUCAGCUGGGCCUGGAGCUGCAGGUGGGGGCCUGUGAGCUGCAGCUGGACCAUGGGCUGCAGUGGCAGGUGCUGGCCCAGAGCUCCUGGGUGCUCAGUAAGCACUUGGCGGAUGGUGUUGGAAGAGACCCCUCAGCCUCGGCCCUGACCUCUCUGCUCUCCUGCUGGGUCUCUGUGGAUCUGCCCAAGCCUAAGUGCCGGGGCUAUGGCCCUGGUGCCAUCAAGGUCUCCGUGGACAUCCACGACAACGUCUCCAGCUUUGGGCAUUCUGGAAGCGUCUCAACAGGGCCCACAUCUCUCAACUGCUCUGUGCGCUGCUGGCACCGUGACGGGCACCUGGAGCUGUCUUGGCGGGGCGCGCACAGCAUCCAGGCCCUGCUGUGGGCCGGGGUCCCAGGCGAGGCCCGGCUCAGAGCGGCGCUGCAGAUCCGUGAGACCCAGACCCAGGCCAGUGUGGUCCUCCAUGGUGAGGACAGUGGGGUCACCAUGGAUGUGGCAGCCUUGGUGGCUCGGCCACUGAAUGGCACGCUGGAGCUGGUGGUGAACGCCAGCCACACAGUGCCCGCUCUCUGGAGGCUGGGCCUGCCCUUCACCAGCCAGCUCAUGUUCCAAGAACUCUGGGCAGUGGAAGAGAUGAGCGCUUUGCUGCAGCUGACCUGUGAUUCUCAAACCAGCUUGGUCCUCCAUGUCCAUGGCCAGAACCGGGCUGUCAGCAAAGAACUGCUGCUCUCAGGCCGGCAUCGCCUCCCCUUCCUCCUGGGCUACUGCCCCAGCACAGCCUCCACCUCUGCCAAGCUAAGGUACUCCAGGGGUGAGGCCGAGAGUGCAUUUGACUUGGGAGUGGAGGAGCAUCGCGUCCACAUCAGCACCAGGCUGGUGGCUGCAAAGGCCAGUCUCGCCAACAUCAUCAAGCUGGGACACACCUUCCCCCAGCUCAGCGCCCUUCCCCAGGAGCUGGUCCUGCAGACCAUGUACGAGCGAGCCCGUGGGACCCGUGUCCUGCGCCAGACGAUACUGUGGGACGGCCAGGAGGUGGCCCUCAACGGGAGCCUCUCUGGGCCCUUCCCCAAGCCCACCGGGAACCUCAGCCUGCAGGUGGAGCUCACCCACCUGCUGCCCCUCUCCCUGCCACGGCGCUGCAGCCUCGGCCUGUCCUUGGAGCAUUCGGGAGGCAGCCACCGGGACGACCUGGUUGUUGGCUGGAAUGGCAGGGACCAGGUGGUGGUCUCCUCCUCUCUGCGGCUGGGGAAGGGUGAGCUGGCCGCCCGCCUGGCCCUGGCUCAUCCCUUCAACCUCUCCUGGUGGCAUGCAGAGGCCAGUGGCCUUGCUGAGAGCAGGGGUGGCAGGCAGAGCCGGCAGGUACAGCUCACCUGGAACAGAGGACAACCCGUGACCCUGCAGCUCACUUGGGCCGACAGGUCCUCGGCACGCAGCACUGCCUGGGACGGCUGCCUUGCCGCCGCUGCGGGGCAGCUCCAGGAAACCUGGGGCCAGGGCACCCUCCAGGCCUGUGGGGCCUUAACGCAGACCCCAGCAGCGUUCAGUGAGCGGCUCGACCUGUACUGGGACCAACGCCACAUGCAGCAGAACCUGAUGGUUGAGAGGCAUUGGCCAUCCCGGCCAGACAAGGUCCUUGUGGAGGCCACACUGGAGCAUGUCAUGGGCUCCUGUGCCCAGCAGAGCUUCUGGGCAGAAGUGGAGACCGACUAUGCACACUGGUUGCGCCAUUCCCUCCACCUGGGGCUCUGCCACCUGCCCAGGGCCCUCUUGGUCUCCGGAGAGCACACCCUGGCCCAGGGCGGGCUCCUGCUGCAUUCCCAAGGCCAGCUGGGCCUCGCCCCGGACCCUGACCAUGGCCUGCACUUCAUCCUGACCCUCCGCAACCACAGCAGGCCCCAUGCACCCGAUUUCUCCGGGGAGCUGGAGCUCCGCAUCCCCAAGUCCCAGCGGGUUGGCCUGCUGGGCCGUGUCUCUGCCUCGGCUUCUCAAAGCCUGGUCCAGCUGGAGGGCAGUGUGGACAAGAGGAACUGGAAUGUGAAGCUGUCCAUGUCCCAGGCUCUGAACUGCCUUCAUGCCUCUGUGUCCCAGGAGGAGGGGAGCAGAGAAGAGAGUGUGGUGCUGCGGGCAUGUGCCCACGGGCGGACAGCCGAAGCGGAGUUCCUGUUCCAGGACGGCAGGCAGCCUGUGCAGCCCCUGGGACGCCUGACCCUGCAGGCUGCCAACCAGAGCCUCCUUCUGGCUGCACACGGCUGCCAGGGGGCCCUGCUGGACCACGUGGAGUCCAGGAUUGCAGCAAUUGGGUCCCAGGUGCAAGCCCGGCUGGAGAAGAUGAUCCGAGGCUUGGACGCCUAUGUGAGAAGGUUCCAGCACCUGGUGCAGCCAGCGGGCACUCUGGACGGUGUGGCAGACCUCCUCCUGCAGCUGUCCCAGGCGGGGCUGGAAGCUGUGCAGGCGAAGGCGGUGGCCACCUUGUGGGGCCAGAGUCAGUCCAGGCAGGUGCUGACCCGCCACCUGCCGCUCUACCUGGAAUGGCUGCAGGUGGGGCUGGAAGAGCUGCAGAUCGAGCUGGAACGACCCCUGGCCACGCUGAAGGAUGCCUACCAGGAGGUGACACUGCGGCCCCUGGACGAGGUGUGGCGGGAGCGGGCCGAGGAGGUCCUGCGGCAACUGCAGGCCUGGGUGCCCGCGAUGCCAGGCAGUUGGGGGCCGAGGCCCGUCGGGGUGGCCCUGGGGGCUGUGAAGGGCACCCUGGAGCUGGCUGCCCACCAGACACUGGCUUGGGCUGAAGCUACGAUCUCACAGGCACUGAGGAGGCUCUGCAAACCUUUGUUGGGCCUGUACCGCUUCUCAGCCAGGAACUGCUCAGUGCUGGUGACACUGCCACUGCUGCCUGUGGAGAAUGAGCCCCUGGACGUGGCCCGGGUGACCAGCUACCUGCUAGAGGAGCAGCUGCUGCGGCCGCUCCAAGCACUGUACAGGGCCAAUGUGCUUGCCGAGUACUAUCGGCUCAAACGCCGCCUGUGGGGGAGCCCCUUGGAGUACCAUGCCGUGGUGGCCGGGGACCGGCACGUGGUGACUUUCGAUGGUCGGGUGUGGGGCCUCGGCGCCCAGUGCGGCAGUCUCCUGCUGGCCAAGGACUUUGCUCACGGCACGUUCUCGCUGACGCUGAGCCGGGUGGGCUCAGGGCCCACAUUUCUCUCCAUAGAGCUCAACCACACGACCCUCGUCCUCUAUCCCAGCCUGAAGCGGUUAGACAUCUUGGUCAGCCCCGAUCUGGCCCACAGACCUACAGUCUGCACGACUCCUCCGUGCCUGGGGUGA
Molecule: messenger RNA, 9186 nt
Organism: Galeopterus variegatus (Sunda flying lemur)
Lineage: Eukaryota; Metazoa; Chordata; Mammalia; Dermoptera; Cynocephalidae
Exons: 61
Coding region: 1-9186 (3061 amino acids)
Biological process (GO): lipid transport
Molecular function (GO): lipid carrier activity
Source: RefSeq, a predicted model, not a curated record